AUGUUACAUCAUGCAGAAUUAACUCACGGCUUUGUUUGUACCUCAAUUGGAAGUUCAAUCUAUCAUUUACACAAAUGUACGAGAAGUGGACAAUUUAUAGCUGAUAAAAUUGUUUCUUUUUCUCCCGUCUCAAUUGGGCCUACUGACUGGCCAGGAAAUUGUCCAGAAGUUCCAGCAUUUCUCACAGAUAUGGCUAUUUCUAUGGACGAUUUAAAUUUAUAUGUGUGUGCGGCAUUUCAUGGAUUUGUUGCUCAAUUAGAUAUUUCUGACCCUUUUAGACCUUCUUUGACACAGAAAGUCUUUCUUGGUGGAAUUAUUUACAAAUGUAUUGGUAUUUCAGAAUUAGGCAAAAUGCCUUUGGGGAAAAGUACAAGCACCCAAAGAAGUUACAAUACAGAACAAAUAAAAUUAAAUGGAAAAAUAUAUGAAGGUGGCCCUUGUCGUCUUCAAUUGUCUUUAGAUGGAAGACGUUUAUUCAUUUCAAAUUCAUUUCUUCGCAAUUGGGAUCAACAUUUCUUUCCAAAAUUGGCAGAGUUUGUAUUAAAUAUUUAA
Meloidogyne enterolobii is the source of this 552-nucleotide messenger RNA. Lineage: Eukaryota; Metazoa; Nematoda; Chromadorea; Rhabditida; Meloidogynidae. The record is from the annotation of a GenBank genome assembly.